GAUAGCUAGAACGCUCACUGGCUGGAUUCCCCACGUGCUACACGUGCAGUGUUCGAGAUAGUCUACUGCUAAACGCUCCCUUCAUCCAGUGUCACUGUUCUAAUCGUUAAUUCAAGCAGCACGUGAAAUUGCUCUCACUAACGGAAUUAUCCAUCAAUUUUUUUUUUAAUAAACUGUCGCCAUUUAUGCAAUUUGUAAAGCAGUGUCCUGGUGCUUUAGAAGUUUUUUGUUGAAAAUAUCUACUUUAAAUAGCCAAAGGGAUAUACUAUGGGAGACGAAUUUCAAUAAGAUUGUGUUUUUGGAGUGUAUGCUGAAGUGAUUUGUGGAAAAAAGAGAAAAAAAUAUUGUAUAGAUUGGUUCCACUCUGAGGAUGCCGGAUGCCUUUUCCGUAUCAUCUGGAUAAAGACCCGAAGCCGGUAAUGGAUGACUCCAGGCUACCAAAGGGAGGUCACCAUAACGGAAAAGACAUAAAUAUUCUAGUUGUUGGACUCAAAGGUGUUGGAAAAUCCGCUCUGACGGUGCGGUUCUUAACGAAACGCUUCAUUGGGGACUAUGAUUCUCAGAUCGAGGCUGUUUACACACAGCAGUGUACAUUGGACGGUAAGACGAUCACGGUCCACGUCCUAGAUACUGCUUGGCAGGCUAAUGGCUUUAGCAUCAAGGAUGACCAAAUUGUAUGGGCGGACGCUAUCAUCAUGGUAUAUUCAAUAACGGAUCGAAAGAGUUUCGAGAAGUUGCGAGAAGUCGCCGAUUACAUCAUUUCCAAAAAGACUGACAGUAAGACAGUACUGGCCCUGGUGGCCAAUAAAAGUGACCUCGUCCAUAUGAGCUGCGUCACAAACUUGGAAGCAACACAGUUCUGCGCAGAGUACAACUGCUUGUUUUUUGAAACCUCCGCGAGUGAAAACUAUAAUUCAGUGACAAACGCCUACAUGUCCGUAUGUAAGCAGGUAAAGAGCAAUUAUAAGAAGAGAGAAAAGAUCUCCAAAUUCAUGCAAAAUCCAGCCAUAAAGGCCAAACUCCAGAUCCGAAAUCCAAUACGAGGCUUAGAAAUGAAAUGGAGGUCACGCGCUCCGACCAUGUGACCUAAGCAUAAAAAUGAAAUUUUACAAAAAAGAAGCAUACAAAGUGCUUGGUGCUGCGGAAUGUUAUAAACCUGGUGAUAUAACUGUUAUACCAAUCAUUUCCUUCAUCUCAACAGAUUAAAACAUCAUAUGAUCAUCGAUUUUUUGCAUCAAAUGUAUUCUUCAUUCAUUGUCUAAUGAUCAUUUGUAAUCAUAACCAUGCAUUCAUACGUGUAUAUUAUUGGAGUCAUUUUAUUUUUUGGUUUAUUCAUUUAUUGUAUUGUUUGAUGUAACAUUUACUGGAAUUAAUUACAUAAAAUAA
Messenger RNA from Magallana angulata, 1386 nucleotides. Its product is annotated as ras-like protein family member 11B. NCBI's taxonomy places the organism in Eukaryota, Metazoa, Mollusca, Bivalvia, Ostreida, Ostreidae. The record is from RefSeq and is a predicted model, not a curated record. Gene Ontology annotation, molecular function: GTPase activity; GTP binding. Bases 378 to 1085 code for a protein of 235 amino acids. The transcript has 4 exons.